AUGGAGAUCAUGGAGGAGAGACUCGGAUCAUUAAGCGAUGAGACUACUUCGGGCCAGAUUGGAGACCGGACUCCCUCGUUUUGGGAGUUCAAGGUGUGUGGGGCAUUAGAGUUUUUUGGGGUCAGGGACCCUAUUGUUAGCCGACGCUGGGUGGCGGAUAUCGAAAAUGCCCAACGCACGAGUUAUUGCCCGGAUGUGGCAAAGGUUGGGUUUGCUUCUUGCAUGCUGAGAGACAGGGCUCGGGAUUGGUGGGGCGAGGUUACUAAACAGGUGGGAUCAACUGGGGUGGCUGAGAUGACAUGGGUCACGUUUGUUUGGCGAUUUGAUUUGGAGUUUGCACUGCCCAUUGAGGUGCAACGAAUAGUGCGAGAGUUUCAUGAUUUGCAGCAGACCACCGAGACUGUGGCAGAGAUCACCACCAAGUUCUGGGAACAAGCUUUGUUGACUCCGCAAUACGCUACCGAUGAGGAGAUGAGGCGAACCCUAUAUCAUUCCACGCUGAGGGAAGAUAUUCGGGAUUUUGUGAUCUUUACGAGGUGCAAUACCCUGAAUGAAAUGCUGGAGAAGGCCUGGGAACGGGAAAUGGAGUUGAAAUCCCGUAUGAAGCAGAAGCCUGAGCAGGCUCAGGCAGUAGUAGGACAGGCACCUCGGAUGCAUCUAGUAAGGGCCAGCAGGGCCGUGGCCAGUGUGCCAAGUGUAGUAGAUCUCAUGGGGGCUUUCCAGGGGUCGAACCCGGUGUGUUAUACAUGUGGUCUGUCGGGCCACGUAAGCAGGGAUUGCCCCAAGAAGGGCCUCAUAUCUUUUCACUGCAACCAAACUGGCCAUAAAAAAGCUAAGUGUCCGAGGUUGAAAGGAGGAGGGGGAGCAGUGGCGGCGCCCGCCCCGCCACAAUGA
Messenger RNA from Lactuca sativa (garden lettuce), 894 nucleotides. RefSeq lists its product as uncharacterized. The record is from RefSeq and is a predicted model, not a curated record. Gene Ontology annotation, molecular function: zinc ion binding; nucleic acid binding. Lineage: Eukaryota; Viridiplantae; Streptophyta; Magnoliopsida; Asterales; Asteraceae.